Brassicogethes aeneus is the source of this 702-nucleotide messenger RNA. The record is from the annotation of a GenBank genome assembly. Lineage: Eukaryota; Metazoa; Arthropoda; Insecta; Coleoptera; Nitidulidae.
AUGGCAAGUUUAUUUACUUCUUUGGCCAGAAAGGCACCGCAACUUAUGAAAGUAGCAACCCCAGUACUGAGGCAAAAUUUGGCAAGAAAUAUCAGUUUAUGUCCACAAUUACUUGGCCCAAAAGUACAACAACCAGCUCCAGAAUUUAGUGGCGUGGCUGUUAUAAAUGACAGCUUCAAAAAUAUCAAAUUGAGCGACUACAAGGGAAAAUAUGUAGUGUUAGUCUUUUACCCACUAGAUUUCACUUUUGUAUGCCCAACGGAACUUAUAGCAUUGGAUGAAAGAAUCGAUGAUUUCAAAGCUUUAAAUGCUGAAGUCAUUGGUUGUUCCAUCGACUCACAGUUCAGUCAUUUGGGUUGGAUGAACACCAAACGUUCGGAGGGGGGUUUGGGAAAGCUUCGUUACCCACUAUUGUCCGAUAUUAAUAAGGAUAUAUCAAGGAGCUAUGACGUUUUGAUUGAGCAAGAAGGUAUCGCUCUAAGAGGAAUGUUUAUAAUUGACCCCAAUGGCAUUUUAAGACAAAUUACAAUUAACGAUUUGCCCAUUGGAAGGUCAGUUGAUGAAGCUUUAAGAAUAAUAGAAGCUCUUAAAUUUGUAGAAGAACAUGGAGAAGUGUGUCCCGCAAAUUGGAAAAAAGGCGGAAAAACCAUAAAACCUGAUCCAAAAGCUUCAAAAAGUUACUUUGAAUCGGUAAAUAAGUAA